This is a messenger RNA of Rhinocladiella mackenziei CBS 650.93, 1878 nucleotides long. RefSeq lists its product as uncharacterized. Bases 1 to 1878 code for a protein of 625 amino acids. NCBI's taxonomy places the organism in Eukaryota, Fungi, Ascomycota, Eurotiomycetes, Chaetothyriales, Herpotrichiellaceae. The record is from RefSeq and is a predicted model, not a curated record. The transcript has 3 exons.
AUGCUGUCAUCAAACACCAAAGACAAGCAGCGCAUGAAGCGACAAGGCUCAACUUUUGGUCAGCGGCCUCACACCAGAGCGUUUGCCAAACUUCAUGGGCUGAGAGUCAAAGAUUUCACCCUUGAAGACCUCGACGUCGCCUCGGGCAAAACCCGCUCGCGACAAGUCUCACAGCCUCCAACGCAGCCGACCUCCCUGUCGAGCUCCCCGUUGCUACCAUCACCAAAGGUUGGACAAGCUGGGGACACUGCUACGCAACCGCUGGGGACAUUAAACACAAUCCAAACUCGAUCGAACAAGAGCAAGGAGAGGUCUUCGCUCGAGCUGUUGGGUGGAACUGACGCUCCCGAGUUACGGUCACAAAAGCGCCAGUCUCCGAAAGCGCGUCGAGGAGCCAAAGUUCAGCCUCAAUCAAGGGAACUUCCCAUUGGAUCCAGCCCUCUUCGACCAGGGUUGGAGCAGGCGACAGACACAGAGAAACGGGACACUGUCUCCGUCUGGCUAGACUUAAUCAGCCCCGGCACUGUACAGACUUCUCACGAUUCCACGCAGAGACACAUUUAUUCUCACACCGCAUCGGUAUCGGACCCAAGAGACAUGGAAUCUUCAAGUUCAGCUCAAACUAGCGCAAGUGUCGCUACUGAAGACGCAACAACUACGAAUGUUAGCACGAUCCGACAUAUCCCUUUCAUGGAACAUUUGGAAUUCCGAGGCAUCACGGAUAAGUCUUCAAGUGACGAAAAACUUCAGAAACUUGGUCUAGACAAGAAGGUCCAAGACACGCCUUCACAUGUCGAAUUUGGGAAGUUCGAAAGUCUCCUCAGAGUGCUGGAAGACUAUCUUAAGAAGCUACGGAAGUCAGUAAAGGAUCAGUCUUCCGAAAAUGGCCUCCCCGUUUAUGAUGCCUUGAGGCACGAGAUAGGUCACUGGAGACCUGACACUGGGGACUACAGGCGAUUUCCUCCAAUGUCUCCCGAGGACUUUGCAUGGGACAAAAUACAAUGCUCUACAUCGAGUGAGGCCGAUUUCCACCGGACAAUUAUGAUCUCCAUUAUAGAUCGCCUCGAUUUUCGCAGUGUCUUCGCGUUUAGUUGCGAGGAACAAUGGUGCAUUGAAAAGCGGUUUUUGAUAAAACCAACAAACCCUAACAGCAAGAUUUCGCAGCCGAAACCCGACCUUGCCAUAUCGUUUCAUCGAGGUGCAUUCAUUGAGUCGACACGUCUCGAAUAUCCCAUCGAGCUAGGGAAUUGCCUUCAUCCGGGCAAGAGAGGACGCGAGCGAUGGUUCCCUUUUCUCUUCAUGGAAGCUAAAAGGGAGGAUAGCUCGCUCCGUACCGCGUUCGAGAAGAAUCUGUACAGCACAAGCCAGGCGCUCUCCAAUAUCUUCCAGUGGAUGCGUCUAAUCCCCGAGCUCCACCAGCAAUUUUUCAAAGAUGUUCGGACGUUCAGCAUAGUUCUUAAUAACGAAGAUAUGGUGUUAAGAAUGCAUCGCGCCGAAAGAGAUAGAGGUGGUCAGCUUAGGUACGAAUUUACGGAAGUAGCCAAAGUACGAGAUUACAGCCGUGAUGCCGCCUGCCACCUGGUUAAAAGUGUUUUAUUGGACUAUGGAUUGCUACAUCUACAUCCCAUCCUGAAAGACACCUUCCGGAAGGUUGCUGAGAUGGAUCCCUCAAGGGAGAGUGGAGCGAAGCGCAAGCAGGACUUCGUGGAUGUACAGACAACCACGCGGAUCAUUGACGAGGACCAGGUGCCCGAGGAGACAGAUACUCCUCGACUGCAGAGCAUCAAUACGGGGAUAUCCUUCGAUGCCGACAAUCUGACGUUGGCCGGGCCGGAUAACGCACCCAAGCGGAGCAGGAAAAGUCGGGGUGGUCGAUGA